GGAAUACAUCAUACAUACUAAUAUAAUACUAAUAUAUAUACAAUAUACAAGAAAAUAGGGGUUGGUGGUAGAAGGGUUGAAAAUUCAGGGUUAUAUGUAUUUACUAAUGCUGUAUCAUAAAAAAAUAUAAAAAAAAAUAUCUAAAAUUGAAAAAAAAAAUUAGGGUUAGAUUACCCUUAACAUCGUGUGGGUAGUUUGACAUCGCAUAGUGAACUUGAGCUCUCAAAUAAUCACAGAUUUUAAAUACAAAAAAGUAGUUUUUUCAAUACUUAUUCAUUCAAAGUGUAAAGUUCGUGUAUGAAUAUAAGUUAUAUUUUGUUGUCAUCAAAAAACAACUACUGUUAAGUGCUUAAAUAAGAAGAUUAAAUUGUAACCCAGUGACCGUUACUUAUUGGGUUGAUAUGGCGAAUAAACAAUGUGUUGUUUGUAAUGCAAAAUCAGUAACGAAGUCUUCCGGCCGAUCUUGUGAUGCCCAAAAUUGCAAGAAGAGUUACCAUUUCAAAUACAAAAUUUGAAGAAAUGAUCCUUCGCCUGGUCUUGCCCUAGUUGUGUAGUAAAUUAAUCCAUUUUAAAUGCAAGCACUAGUUCUUCGUGAUCUCUGUCGAUGGAACCAGCCUCCACGCCCAUCAAAUCACUUGAUGAAAAUAAUAUAACAUCCCUACAUGCAGUUGUACAGAGCCUAGUGAAAAGUAACGCAGAGGUAUUACGACGGCUAACAGAAAUAGAAAAGCACACAUUUGAGGUAAGCCAACUACACAAGCGCAUCGAAGACCUGAAACGGGAUUGCGAGCAUGAUAGGCGCCGUAUUGUAGAACUGGAAGAUCGUAUCGAUUUGUAUGAGGGGCAUAGCCGUGACAGUUCUAUAGAAAUACAAGGAGCGCCUAUCACUGAAAAUGAAGACUUGUACGAACAUGUGCAAAAACUGGGUCAGAAAGUUGACGUUACCAUAAAUCGUAAUGAUAUAUCCCAUUGUUACCGUAUAAAGACUAUAAAUACUACUAACGCUUACGCAAAAACUCAAAACCGCAUUAUCGUUCGUUUUGUGCAUAAGUACAAGCGACACCUUUUUCUAAAGCAAUCAAGAAAAAAGAUGAUAAGAAGUCGUUGCUGUCUACGGCCGUCCUCAACCUACCAGGUACAUCUAUGCCUGUCUACAUUAAUGAACAUUUAUCAGAAGCUAAAGAAUAUUUCAAAAAUAAACUUAAGUUUUUGUUUGUUUGGGUGCAAGAUGGGAAAAUACUUAUAAAGAAAAAUGAAAAGUCGUCAACCCUUACUGUAAGAAAUAAAAAUGAUUUUUUAAAACUUGUUGCAAAAUACGACCUUGUCAAUUAGUUAAUAACGCAAUUGCUUCUUAUAUUAAUAAAUUAUUGGAUUGUUACAUAUUACUUAAUAUUACAAAUGUCAUUUUAAUGCAUCACAAACUUGUAGCCUAUUGUAAACAAUUGAUGACUCACAUUAUUAUUACCAAAGUUGAUAACAACUUGCAAUGUGCAAGUUAUAUAGCAGUUAUAUUGCCUUGUUCUUAUGGGUAGGAAGUCUAAACUAAAGCUUGGACUAUAUAAUGUACGUAGCUUAGGGACAGAAUUUGAUAAUCUUUGUAAUACAAUACUGAGUGAAAGUUUUGA
This is a messenger RNA of Chilo suppressalis (striped riceborer), 1625 nucleotides long. NCBI's taxonomy places the organism in Eukaryota, Metazoa, Arthropoda, Insecta, Lepidoptera, Crambidae. The record is from the annotation of a GenBank genome assembly.